ACGGUCGAGCUUCGGCUGUUAAACUGUGAUCUGUGCGGUCGAGCUUCGCCUGACAAACACAGACGACAAAUUAUGCUGACAACUCACAAACUGUCAAAUGACUAAAUGAGAUUUGAAUUUUGAGUUACAUACGGAAUUCCUAACUAAUUCAAGGAACAAAAUGGUAUCCGUAAAACGUCCUAAAACACAAGUAGAAAAGGAACAUGUGAAAAAUGAAAAAAUCAAAAAAGCUAAAACUUCCGAGUUAAAAAAAACAAUACAAAAAUCAACAUCACCAUCACCGAGUAUUAAUAAAGUAAUAGAUAAAACUACUCCUACAAUAAAGAGAAUGAAAAAAUCGCAUUUUAAAAUGCCAUCAAAAGUAAUAACCGAUGAUCUUGUAUCGGCAUGUUUAGUUGCAUUAGAAAAAUUAACAACUCACUAUGACAAGAAAAAUGCUAUUUUUGGUGACGAAACACAAAUAUUCAUGGAGAUACGGUGUAUUAAAAUUCCAAAUACUAGAGCCAAUGCAAGAUUUUUUUUACCUCACACUACUGUGUCAACAACUGGAGAGGUGUGUCUGGUGACACCCGAUUUGAAGAAAGGAAGAAAGAUUGACCAUGAGCCUACUGUAGAACACUGGGAAGACUUGUUAAGAGCGGCUGGAGUUAAAUCUGUAAAAACUGUUCUACCUAUGAGGCAAUUGCGGGUGGAAUACGAUCAGUAUGAACUCAAACGUAGGCUGAUGACGCAGCAUGAUUUUAUUAUGGUCGACAACAGGAUAUUAAACCAUGUAUCGCACAUAUUAGGAAAGAUGUUCUUCAAAAAACCCAAUAUGCUAAUACCAGUGAAAAUAAAUGAAAAGAAAGAUUUGAAGAAGAACAUUGAUAUUGGUUUGCGCACAGUUACGUUGCGCAUAGCCGAGGGACAGACAUCAAUGGUUGUAGUGGGACACACAGCUAUGCCACCGAGUCAUAUAAAAGAAAAUAUUUUGGCAUUAGUAAAACAGUUAAAAGAUAAAUUUCCUGGAGGAGAGCAGAACAUAAGAUCGCUGUCAAUAAAAUUGCCGUUAUCAUUGUCACUACCACUAUAUCUUACGUUGAGGCCAGCAAACUCUGUUGCAGCCCCCAGAAUCAAGCAAAACAGGCCAAAAAGCUCUGUUAUAUAUGAAGAUGAACUUACAACUGAACCAGGAAGUAUUGUUCAGGUAGCUCCAGAUGGAACUGUCAAUUUGAAAAAACUAAACACAUCAAAACCUUCAAAAGAGGAGAGUGAGUUGGACAACGAGGAAGCAGAAAAUGAAGAUAUACUUUCUAGUGAUGAUGACAAUUGAAACAAUUUGAUUGUGAAAGAUUUUACUUCUAAAUAAAUGAAAAAUACUAUUAA
Messenger RNA from Bicyclus anynana (squinting bush brown), 1365 nucleotides. Its product is annotated as ribosomal L1 domain-containing protein CG13096. Lineage: Eukaryota; Metazoa; Arthropoda; Insecta; Lepidoptera; Nymphalidae. The coding region runs from base 161 to 1312 and encodes 383 amino acids. The transcript is spliced from 6 exons. The record is from RefSeq and is a predicted model, not a curated record.